AGAAAUCGGAACGAUUCCGGCCUCUUCAUUCAAUGCCAUUCCAAUAACACCAUUUGCUAGUUAUGCGGCUCCACCGCCACCAUUUUAUGUCAGUGGUGACAUGUCAACCUCGCAGAUUAUUACACCACCACCUAAUCCUACCAGUUUCUAUCUUAUUCCAGCCACAGAUUUAGGUGGAUGGGGUCGUCCACUGCUUACUCCCGGUGUUUUGCCAACGGGUGGUCUGGUUCCUCAGGUCACUGCACUUGAUAUGGAAACCUGGACUAAAGCUAAUAAGGGUCAGUCGCCGAAGCCAAAAGCAAAAAUAUCGCAAAGCAAAGUUCCACAAUUUCGUGAAGAGAUGAUUAUUCGUAAUAGCGACUCAGGAAAAAUUAUGGGUGUCAAAGGACGCAGAGUGGCUGUUGUUGAAGAGCUGAGCAAAACAAUAAUAUCAUUCCAAAAAGUUGAUCCGAAAAGCAAAGACCGCACACUAACGAUAACUGGUAGCAGUCAGGAAGCGAUUGAUCAUGCGAAAAAGCUCAUAGAACAAACAAUUCGCCGAAACGUUUCCCCUUGUCGAGAAAAAAUUCUGACAGAAAAGGGUGAAGAUGACGACUUGGGGAUUUCAAUAGAAACAACUCAGGAUGGAACGUUGAAACUGUCAUGUACAGAUCCUCAAGUUUUACAGGCUGCCCAGGCUGCUUUGAGUGAGUACUUCAACCAAGCUGGACGCACCAGAACCAAGCUUUCCGCAGCGGAACGGGAACUGAGAAAAGAAAGAAGAAAAUCUAUGCCAUUGUCGGCAACAACUUCAAAUAAUGCCCCACACAAGGAAUGGCGUUCAACGGGUAAAACAGGCAGCUCACCAAAUCUUGCACAGCUGGACUCUGCAAAAAUAACGCGAUACAGUCGGGAAGAAUUACUUCAAAUGCGCCCCACUGCAGCACCCUUAGACUCGAAAAUAAGCAAAUUUAUUGAAGAACUUGAAAUAACGCGUGGUAAACGCAACGAAUAG
Molecule: messenger RNA, 994 nt
Organism: Enterobius vermicularis (human pinworm)
Lineage: Eukaryota; Metazoa; Nematoda; Chromadorea; Rhabditida; Oxyuridae
Source: the annotation of a GenBank genome assembly